This is a messenger RNA of Hemiscyllium ocellatum (epaulette shark), 2161 nucleotides long. It is a transcript of the gene fam161a, whose product is annotated as FAM161 centrosomal protein A. The record is from RefSeq and is a predicted model, not a curated record. Bases 3 to 2117 code for a protein of 704 amino acids. The transcript has 7 exons. Gene Ontology annotation, biological process: cilium organization. NCBI's taxonomy places the organism in Eukaryota, Metazoa, Chordata, Chondrichthyes, Orectolobiformes, Hemiscylliidae. Gene Ontology annotation, cellular component: cilium.
GGAUGCAGAAUCCCCAUCGGUUCUCGGUUCUCAUUACCUCCUGCAUCAAAACUCCCAUGAACCCAAAGACCAGGACACCCUCGACGCUGUACGAGAGAAGGAAAGCCCAACCGUUACGAAUCAGCCAGAAUCCAUUGAUCGCCGACGAGAAUGAAAAUGAUUCUGAUCCUGAUACUUGUGAAGCAGUGCAACCCAGAAAAAAUCAUUAUAUGGAUGAUAGGGAUUCCAUAAUCUCCAGUAGUUUAUGUGGCAUGUCCAACGAAGAUUACUGCAAGAAACUCACGGAACUAAAAGAUGCACAAGCACACACUAUGGCAAUACUAGCAAAACUGUAUGAGGAUAAACUCUGUGUCAGAAGCAUGGCAGCUACUUCAGAGGAUCCCUGUGAAUCUUCAAUGUGUUACAGUUUAGGUAAGAAAAACAAUGGCCACCUAUCUUACUUAACAACUGAGGUGGGCAGUGCUGCACACUCAAGCAUGUCAGAAAUGUCAAAUGAAGAUCAAGAGAAAAGUGGGGAAAAUCGCAUGUCCUAUGGAAGAGAUCGAAUUCAGAGAAUGUGGGAUGGAUUUUCUGUGCAGGAGUAUAUUUCAGAUGAGGAACCCCAGAAGCCUAGAAGCUCAAAUUUAUCACUUGCAAAAAUGCAAAUAAUAAAGAAGGAGCAAAAGCAGUGGUCACCAAAGAUCACAAUACCUCAGCCUUUUCAAAUGACUCUUAGAGAGGCUAAGAAAAAGAAACUGAAGAUAAAGUCCAGGUCUGAAAUUGAAGUAGAGAAUCAGAUGCUGAGAAAACAAUUAGAGGAAGAAGCAGAGUGUCAGAGAAAGUUCCGUGCUAAUCCUGUACCAGCUCAUACCUAUAUUCCUUUGCUGGCAGAAAUAAUGGAACGGAAUGAAGAAAGAAGGAGAUUUGUAAAGAUGAGAAGCAAAGAAAUUUUACUGGCAUUGCAAAAACCAUUUGACUUUCUUGAAAGAGAGGAGAAAAAGAAAGAAAUUAGAAAAAUGCAAAUACAGGAACUAGAUAUUUCAGAAAGUAAACCAAAGAAAUUUAAAGCAAAACCAGUUCCUAAAUAUCUUUAUGAUCACACAAUAAAUGACAGAAUUAAAGAGCAAGAACUCUAUCGUGUAAUUAAAAUGAAAGUGAGAGCUCAAGAGACAUUACGUGGUGCAACCCUUCCAAAAGGUAUGCUUCGUAAUACCUUAUCGGAAAAGAAGGAAGCAACAUGUUCGAACCCAAAUAAAGAACUGAAAUUCAAACCCAAGAUUAACACCAAAGUACCAAAUUUUGAGAUGUUGCACAGAAAGUCUCGGAAACAACUUAUGAGAAAGAAAAACUUGACAUUGACAACCACGUGUGAACCCUUCCAACUGCUCGUUCCUCAAAUUCCUUCAAAAAAAGAAAAGGUGUUGAAUGAUAUAAUGGAAGAUGAAAACCACUUAAAAGAGACCCGCUGGCCUUAUAUGUCAAGCAGAAACCGGUGGAAGUCACAUGACAACACAAAUUUAAAUCAGUCAGGAUCAUCGGACUUGAAAAUUAUAAAGGUCACAGAGUCUGAAAAGAAGAGGAAAGAAGCUGUUAGGAAAUUGCUGGGAGAAAAAAGGAAGAAAGAAGAAAAUGAGGAAAACUGGAAACACAAGCAGAGAGGGAGGGAGAGAAAAUGGAAAAAAGUCAUAUCUACCCGUGCCUGGGCGAAUGAUCCACACAAGAGCUUGGCUGAAGUCUCAAGAUCAAAACUAAAACAAUACAGGAAUCAUCAAAGAAAACGAACAAAAGAAUACCUGCUGGAGCUUGAGGAGAUGCAGGCUAGGGUAAGCAGGAGGCCUCUGCUCUUAGAAGAGCAAACAAAGAGGAAUGCCAGAAGAGCAGCAGAGAGACAUUAUGCUACAGCACUAAAAUUACAGGGAUUAAGUGAAGAUUUUGUAUCCAGAAAAGGUCAUUCUCUCCCAGGCUUUGUUUCACAUUCCAGUGAUGAAGAGUCUGAGAAGAGUGAAGCCAACAGCAGAGAAAGUUCUCAGGAAGAAAUUGAUGGAUUCGAGUCUGAUGAUGGCCAAGAUGGUAGUGAGCACACUGAGGAAUCAAGAGACAUGGAAGGAAAGGAAUUCAAAAUAAAUAAAGAUGAGUAACUACGAAGAAAGUGGCAAACAGGAAAAAAUUUAUAUAAAUGGUU